CUGCCGCCAUCCUGCUGGCGAAGGAGAGGCGAGCGACAGAGAGGCCCGCCCGCUAGCCGGCCCGGCCAGUGCGGGCCAGUGCGUGAGGGCGCGGGGGCCGUGUCAGCGCGACGCAGAGCGCAGCCGCCACCGCCAAACGGACAUGUUGGAGCCCCGCGCCGCCGCCGCCGCCGCCCGUCCCUCCGCCAGCGCACGGGACUGAGCCGGGGGCCCCGCCGCCUCUCGACUGCGCUCGACCGGCCCAGCCGCGCCGCCGCCUCGGCCGCAGCCCCUUCCUGCUCGGCCCCGGCCUCCGCCGCUCGUUCGCCUCCCGUCUUCCUUCUCUUCCCUCACCCCCCACCCACCCCCACCCCACGCCCCAGGCCCUGCCGGUUCCCGGCCCUGCUCCGCCGCGGCGCGAGGUCUAUGUGACCGGCGGGCCCGGAGCAGCCGCCGCCGCCGCCGCAACGCGAACAUGGACGCCGUCAACGCCUUCAACCAGGAGCUUUUUUCACUUAUGGAUAUGAAACCUCCCAUCUCUAGAGCCAAGAUGAUUCUGAUUACUAAAGCUGCUAUCAAAGCUAUUAAGCUCUAUAAGCAUGUUGUUCAGAUUGUAGAGAAGUUCAUCAAAAAGUGUAAACCAGAAUACAAGGUUCCAGGAUUAUAUGUCAUCGAUUCCAUUGUGAGACAGUCUCGUCACCAGUUUGGAACUGAUAAAGAUGUUUUUGGGCCAAGAUUCUCUAAAAAUAUAACUGCUACAUUCCAAUAUUUGUAUCUUUGUCCAUCUGAAGAUAAGAGUAAAAUAGUUCGUGUGCUAAAUCUUUGGCAAAAAAAUGGAGUAUUCAAAAUUGAAAUUAUUCAACCUCUUUUGGACAUGGCAGCAGGAACCAGUAAUGCUGUUCCAGUAGCAGAAAAUGUCACCAACAAUGAAGGCUCACCUCCACCCCCAGUAAAAGCCUCUUCUGAACUUGCACAAGCUCCCACAAACUCCAUGCCUACCAUGCCACAGUUGCCCAGCUCUGACGCCUUUGCUGCUGUGGCUCAACUGUUUCAGACAACUCAAGGCCAACAGCUUCAGCAGAUCCUUCAGACUUUUCAACAACCUCCAAAACCACAGUCUCCCGCACUUGACAAUGCUGUGAUGGCUCAGGUUCAGGCUAUCACAGCUCAGUUAAAGACAGCUCCUACACAACCACCUGAGCAAAACGCUGCUUUCCCCCCACCUGAACAAAAAACUGCAUUUGACAAGAAGCUGCUCGAUAGAUUCGAUUAUGAUGAUGAGCCUGAAGCUUUGGAAGACGCAAAGAAAGAGGAUGUGACUGUCACUGCUGCAGCCCCUGCUGCUGCCCCUCCUGCACCCGCUGUGGUGGCCGCACCUUCUGUUGCUCCUGCUGGGCCCGCACCCUCUGCCACCUCUCCCCCUCCUCCGCAGGUGCCAUUUGGCUAUCCUGGGGACAGCUUGCAGCAGCCAGCCUACACACAGCAUCCAAAUAUGGAUCAGUUUCCACCUCGGAUGAUGGGGAUGCAGCAGGAUACAGUGCACCAUCAGGUUCCACUUCCUCCUAAUGGACAGAUGCCAGGGUUUGGGCUUCUCUCUGCACCUCCAUUUCCUCCCAUGCCUCAACCUGGGAUGGCCCAACCUGGGAUGCCUCAGCCUGGAAUGGCCCAACCUGGGAUGCCUCAGCCUGGAAUGGCUCAACCUGGGAUGCCUCAGCCUGGAAUGGCUCAACCUGGGAUGCCUCAGCCUGUGAUGGCCCAACCUGGGAUGCCUCAGCCUGGAAUGGCUCAACCUGGGAUGCCUCAGCCUGGGAUUCCUCCAACUCCACCAGUACAACCAACUUUCCAAUCUACUUUUCAACCACAAAAUGAGCCUCUUUCACAAAAGCCACAUCAGCAGGAAAUGGAAGUAGAACAACAGCCUUGUAUCCCAGAGGUUAAGCGGCAUGCGCCUGAGAGCAGAAAGUCAAGAUCUAGGUCAGCAUCCAGGUCACCAAAAAGGAGAAGAUCUAGAUCUGGCUCUAGGUCUCGGAGAUCCCGCCACAGACGUUCUCGGUCCCGAUCCAGGGACAGGCGCCGACACUCACCUCGGUCUCGAUCUCAAGAAAGACGAGAUCGAGAAAAAGAGAGGGAACGGCGACAAAAAGGCCUCCCUCAGAUGAAGGCAGAAACGGCAAGUGUUUGUAGUACCACACUGUGGGUGGGACAGCUAGACAAAAGGACUACCCAGCAGGAUGUUGCCAGUCUCUUAGAGGAGUUUGGUCCAAUUGAAUCAAUUAAUAUGAUUCCUCCCAGAGGUUGUGCCUAUAUUGUUAUGGUUCAUAGGCAAGAUGCAUACCGUGCCCUGCAGAAACUGAGCCGGGGAAACUAUAAAGUGAACCAGAAAUCCAUAAAGAUUGCCUGGGCCUUAAACAAAGGAAUAAAGGCAGAUUAUAAACAGUAUUGGGAUGUUGAACUGGGUGUUACUUAUGUUCCGUGGGACAAAGUCAAACCCGAGGAGCUGGAAAGUUUCUGUGAAGGAGGAAUGUUGGACAGUGACACACUUAACCCAGAUUGGAAAGGAAUCACCAAGAAGCCUGAAAAUGAAGUUGCCCAAAAUGGAGGUGCAGAAGCCUCCCACACAGAACCAGUGUCACCCGUACCUAAGCCUUUGCCUGUACCCGUCCCUCCUAUUCCUGUUCCUGCGCCCAUAACAGUGCCACCUCCACAGGUCCCACCUCAUCAGCCGGGUCCUCCUGUAGUUGGUGCUCUCCAGCCACCUGCUUUCACACCUCCCCUAGGGAUCCCCCCUCCAGGCUUUGGCCCUGGUGUUCCUCCUCCUCCUCCUCCACCACCGUUUCUGCGCCCAGGAUUCAACCCAAUGCAUUUACCACCAGGUUUUCUUCCUCCCGGACCCCCACCUCCUAUAACUCCACCAGUAUCCAUUCCUCCUCCUCACACUCCACCAAUAAGCAUCCCAAACUCUACUAUCGCUGGUAUAAGUGAAGACACUACAAAAGACUUAUCUAUUGGAAAUCCCAUUCCAACAGUGGUGUCUGGGGCUAGAGGAAACGCCGAGUCUGGUGACAGUGCGAAAAUGUAUGGCUCUGCUGUGCCACCUGCUGCACCCACGAAUCUGCCCACCCCUCCUGUAACCCAGCCCGUUUCGCUUCUUGGGGACGCAGAUGGCAUCGACCCGCCAGGGUGUGGUGGUGCUCAGUGGCUAACAUACAGAACUGCCACGUGGGAGGCCUUUAGUGAACAGUGGGUGCUGUCACAGGUAAGAAGUGCCAUGGAUGUGCUUAGGACAUCUAGAAAAGCCUGUUUGUACUCCAUGGUCUGUGCUGACACUGCUGGGCUCUGACUCAUUGUAAGCUUUUGUUUGCCCUCAAGGAGAAAGCAAGUUUUUUGGAACAACUGUCUUUGUAUAGUUGCUUGUGCAUUUUAAGGAGGGUGAGACCAGAUCACAAGCAAUCAAGUUCCAUUAUUUGACUUACUCAGAAAAUAAUGUUAAAUCAUAACAGCAUUUUACUUGGUAUUGAAGAUCUUUCCAUAGUAGAUACUGAAUAAUUUUCUUGGAAUGUAUCAUUGCCGCAUUAUUUCCAAUGUGCACCCAUAUUUUGAAGCAGCAGAAGCCUGUCACAUGUUAACAGAUCAAAAUUUCACAUUGAGCACUAAUUGUAAUGGGAAAGGCAGUGGGGUGCCUUGGUGCUACUGACGUUUUUCUGUCAUCAGACUGGAGUUUGGGUGUUAGUUUGUAGGUAACUUCCUGUUUCUAGAGCUGAGCUGUGGUGCCCCCCCUACACACACACACACACACACACACACACACACACACACACACACACACACAACCAACUGAUUUUGGAAGGACAUAAGCUUCCAUCAUAUUUUUAAAAAUAUUUUGAUUCUUUCAAUAAUACUGAUCAUUUGAAAAUAUAAAUGACUAGACAUACAACAAUUACUCAUUAUUACUUGAUUUUAAAGAACACUGUUUAGCAUCUCAUGGGCCAAAGUAGCUGAAACCUAUAGUGGUUUUGUCAAAGCUAAAGAUGACAUCUACAAUUGUCAGUCCUCUAGGCGAGAAGAUGGUGACAAUCCAGUUCAUCCUUUUGAUUGUAUGAGCAUUUAUGUUUCCUUUCAAAUCCGUUGUAUGAUAUGUAUUGCUAAUACUAUGUACAGCGUAUUGAUUAAAAAAAGUUAAUUGUAAAUGUAAAGUUUGGGUUACUUUGGUGUUCCAAACAAUAAAAAAGUACACAAAACCUGUUUGUUUGUGUUACCUAUCUGUCCUAUGUUACAAGGAUAUCCAGAGUACGUUUCAGGUACAAACUGCCAGGUGGAAUGAAUUCCUCUGUGGGAGGUGAAGCCGCUCCCUGACACAUGCACUUACUUGUUAAUUAUUGAUACCAAGAGGUUGUCACCUUCUCACCUUCCUGCCUUUGUCACACUACUGCAGAUGGUAAAGCUUAUAAAUAAAAUUUUAUUUCUGAGAAUA
This is a messenger RNA of Peromyscus leucopus (white-footed mouse), 4450 nucleotides long. RefSeq names its product SR-related CTD associated factor 4 (gene Scaf4). NCBI's taxonomy places the organism in Eukaryota, Metazoa, Chordata, Mammalia, Rodentia, Cricetidae. Gene Ontology annotation, cellular component: nucleus. The record is from RefSeq and is a predicted model, not a curated record. The coding region runs from base 455 to 3319 and encodes 954 amino acids. Gene Ontology annotation, molecular function: RNA polymerase II C-terminal domain phosphoserine binding; RNA binding. Gene Ontology annotation, biological process: negative regulation of termination of RNA polymerase II transcription, poly(A)-coupled. The transcript has 20 exons.